Bacidia gigantensis is the source of this 2733-nucleotide messenger RNA. RefSeq lists its product as uncharacterized. Gene Ontology annotation, molecular function: protein serine/threonine kinase activity; ATP binding. The transcript is spliced from 3 exons. The record is from RefSeq and is a predicted model, not a curated record. Gene Ontology annotation, cellular component: cytoplasm. NCBI's taxonomy places the organism in Eukaryota, Fungi, Ascomycota, Lecanoromycetes, Lecanorales, Ramalinaceae. Gene Ontology annotation, biological process: intracellular signal transduction; protein phosphorylation. Bases 1 to 2733 code for a protein of 910 amino acids.
AUGGCGUCUGGGUUUGACGAUGAGGAGCUUUCGAUGUCACUUGGCAAUACUCACAUCGAUCGUCGCCCUCAUCGCCCAGCACCAAAGCGGCCAAACCCGAAUGGAGAACGAGUCCUCAACAAGACACCCACAGAUCGCCGCACUGCACAGCGGAUUGGUCUGUACGACGUGAAACGUACUUUGGGAGAAGGCUCUUUUGGCAAGGUCAAGCUAGCGACGCAUCAGGUCACUAAGCAAGAAGUUGCUCUCAAAAUCAUAUCCAGGAAGAAGCUCAUUUCGAGAGAUAUGGCAGGUCGGGUAGAAAGGGAAAUACAAUAUCUACAGCUCUUGAGGCAUCCACAUAUCAUCAAGCUGUACACCGUUAUCACGACGCCCAACGAGAUUAUCAUGGUCAUGGAAUACGCAGGCGGGGAACUCUUCCAGUACCUCGUGGAUAAUGGCAAGGUGGUCGAAGAGAAAGCUCGCAAAUUCUUCCAGCAGAUAGUGUGUGCAGUUGAAUACUGCCAUCGACACAAAAUCGUACAUAGAGAUUUAAAGCCGGAGAAUUUACUACUAGAUCCAGACAUGAACGUCAAGAUUGCAGACUUUGGUUUGAGUAACAUUAUGACGGACGGCAACUUUCUCAAGACGAGCUGCGGCAGCCCGAAUUAUGCGGCUCCGGAGGUUAUUUCGGGCAAGCUCUAUGCUGGACCGGAAGUAGACGUGUGGAGUUGCGGAGUCAUUUUGUACGUUCUAUUGGUUGGACGGCUACCUUUCGACGACGACUACAUACCCAACUUGUUCAAGAAAAUCUCCUCGGGUAAUUACAGCACGCCAAAUUGGAUAUCCCACGGCGCGCGGAGCCUGUUGAACAAAAUGCUGAAAGUCAGCCCAGUCCAAAGGAUUACGGUACAAGACAUACGGCAGGACCCUUGGUUCAAUGUAGAUCUUGAAGAUUACUUGAAGCAGCCGGUUGAAGAAUUCAUUGACACGGGUGUGGACCCGAACAAAGCCAUAGACCCCCGGAAGUUGGCGCCAGGCAAGCCACUAGCAGUACAAGAGCAAAUCCACGAGUCGGUGAUUGGGAAAUUAGGCAAGACUAUGGGUUAUGCAAAGGACGAUGUGCAGGAUGCCUUGAAAAAGGACGAGCCGAACGCGAUAAAAGAUGCGUAUUUGAUUGUUAGGGAAAACCAGAUCAUGCAAACGAAUCGUAGGUCUGCCCAUGUUUCUCUUUGGGCACAGUUGAUUAUCGUCGGGAAGACGUCGCUGACAUAUAAUCCAGCCAAGCUCACCGACAAUAACAACUACAAUCCCUUUCUAGCUACGUCACCCCCUAGCGGACCAGACCACAUGGCGAACACGCCGCAAGGAAUUGCCUCAGCAUUGGCAAAUGCAGCAUAUUCCCACAUAGAUGAAUUAAGUAUUGCCGGAAAAACUCAGAACGAGAACCAUGCUCCAGCUACUGAUUCUAUACCUACAUUACGAGAAGCACCCACCUCGACUACAGUGGAUACCAUUAACCCUGGGUUGCAGUCUGACAAGCACGAGAAGCAGAGUAAGAUCGGUAUACUGACAAGUAGUUUACCUUACUACCAUAAUGCAUUCAUGAAAGCAAAAAAGGACGACGCUGAGCGCUCGAAGUUCGAAAAUCCUGGAGAGCCAUUAUCAUCACAAGAGGAAGACAUGCUCUCCCCUCUUGCUCAUGAUCUCACGCAUCGUAGCCCAGAAGACAAGACCAAUAUGUUGACAAGACUCAAACCCCACUCUCGGUCUACGGUGCAGCUCCAAAGCCUCACUAAGGAGCCGAUGCAAAAGGGCGAGGGCGUGACAGUCGAUAACAAACCAAAAAGUAGGCAUAAACCAACAAGAUGGCAAUUCGGUAUCAGAAGCAGGAACGAACCUGUUGAUGCGGUAAAAUGCUUGUAUAGAGCGUUGCUGUCGAUGAGCGACUGCGAAUGGCGCAUCAAUCCUCCGAAAGAAGAACAAGAACGUAGUCAACACGCAGGCCCAUACCCUGUCAACGUUCUAGGCGCGCAGAAUCUUGCAACAUCAUACCACAACACAUCUGAUAGCCCUGAGAUGAGCCGACGGCAGUCCCACGAAGUGCCCCAAAGACAAACCGAGCAGCAUCACAGCCGUUCCAAUAGCCGUCGAUUGAGUCGAAGCUCUUCAGAAUCCCAUGAUUCACAGGACGAUGAGAGCAACGACGAUGAAGAUAUCGACCCUAGCGUCAUUCCAGACGGUUAUGUCCCCAAAGAUCCCUGGUGUAUCAACGUUCGAUGGACGAAGAAGGGCAUGUUGCCUCCGGGCAUUCUAGGGUCUUCGGCCUCGGCUCAAAGCAGUGCAGUCGACCUUACAGAUCCUAAUGACACUCGCCGCAGCAGUAUUGUAAAUAGCAUCGCCUCGGCUGCAGGCUCAACAGCCAGCAUGGCAAUUCCUCCCGGCAGUGCCAAUGGCGGCGCUGUUAGUGGUGGUAGUCAUGGAGGCAGCAUCGUCAAUGCUGAUACUGCUUGCUUUGUCUACCUUGACUUGCAACUCUACGUCCUCGAGCAAGAUGUGUAUCUGGUAGAUUUCAAGAACGCUGGCUACGAACCCAUCGUCGGGGAGCGGAAAGUCGAGGGAAAAGAUGGAGAGAUCAAGACCGUCUAUUAUGGUAGCGGAGAGCGAAAGGCAGAGAAGGACGUCACGAGUCCGCAGCCGUUUUUGGAUCUAGCCAACCGGCUCGUGAUUCAUCUUGCUAGGGGCGGAAGUUGA